This is a messenger RNA of Aegilops tauschii subsp. strangulata, 2020 nucleotides long. RefSeq names its product BTB/POZ domain-containing protein At3g49900. Gene Ontology annotation, molecular function: protein binding. The record is from RefSeq and is a predicted model, not a curated record. Lineage: Eukaryota; Viridiplantae; Streptophyta; Magnoliopsida; Poales; Poaceae.
CAUCCACAUGCACGCAUUCAUUGCCAUCCCAAUUCAACACCCCGCCCCCCUAAUGCCAUCGCCCUCGCCCGGUAGUACUACAAGAGCCGCAGAAGCAACCGUUGCUCCUCCUCCACAGGGACAGGGGUCGCAGUAGUGGUAGAUAGGACAAGAAGUUGGAGAUCGAGAAGGUCUAGGAACCAACAGGCAUGGCCAUGGAGAUGGGCAGGAGCUGGCAGGAGCUCGGCGUCGUGGACACCAUCUACGAGGACGACCACGAGGAGGAAGACGAGGAGGAGGAGACGGAGGACUGCUUCAACUCGCCCACCAUGUCCUCCUCCGCGCCCACGUCGGCGUCCUGCUCGCCCGCGGCGCCGUCCGCCUCCUCCUCCCUCCCGCCGGCGCUCAGGACCGCGGUGCAAGGAUGGUCGCGGGCGAAUGGAUCGCGCAAGCCGGACGUGAUCGUGCGUGUCCAAGAACACUGCUUCCAUCUGCACAGGGACCCGAUCACGUCGGAGAGCAGCUACCUGAAGCGGCAGCUGUCGGAGUGCAGCGACAUCGCCGUGGACCUACCGGCAGGCCUCACGGUCGACGCGUUCGCCGACGCCGUGGCUUCCUGCUACGGCGCCGACUUGGCGCUGUCGCCGGACAACCUCGCCGCGGCGUGGGCGGCCGCGGACUGGCUGGAGCUGACCGCGGAGGACGGGCUGGCACGCCGCGCCGAGGACUACUUCUUCGAGGAAGUGGCCACGGACCACGGCCUCGCCGCGGCAGUGCUGCGGUCGUGCGCGGCGUUCCUCGGCGGCGAGGUCGCCGGGGCCGGCGCGGGGCUGCUCGUGCGGUGCCUGGAGACGCUCGCGGCUUCCGGCGGCGCCGACAGCAGGUGGCUCGAGGACGUGGCCGCGCUGCCGCUCGAGGAGUUCCAGGUGGUCGUGGAGGGCAUGCGCGCGCGGCUCGCGCACGACCACGACCUCAUGUACACCAUCGUGGAUCACUACCUCGAGAACCACAAGGGGAAGCUGACGGAGGAGGAGAAGAGCCGGCUGUGCUACAACGUGAACUGCGCCAAGCUGUCGCACCACCUCUUCAUGCACCUCGUGCAGAACCCGCGGCUGCCGCUCCGCUUCGUCGUCCAGGCCAUGCUCGUCGAGCAGCUGCACUCCCACCACUCCAUGCUGCUCACCCAGCACCACCACGCCGCCGCCGCCGCGGCUCCCGCCUCCGCCGCGCCGCUGCCGUUGCCGCCUGGGCUACAUAAGAGGGCCAUCUCCGGCGCGUUCAGCAGCGCCGUGGCCGCCGCGACCGCCGGGGACGCCGCCAACAUGACGCUCGGCGACAUCCUGCAGCGCGACGCGGUGCUGCGCCAGUCCGCGCACAUCCGCGCAUCCAUGGAUGCCACGGGGCACCGCAUCGACACCCUCGAGCGCGAGCUCGCCGGUCUCCGCUGCCGCCUGCGCCGCUCCGAGCAGGCCGCGGCUGCUGCCACGGCCUCGGCAGCCAUCGACCGCGUGUCCGCCAAGUCGGCCAGCUUCCGCAUUCCGCGCAGCCGGCUCUGGAACGGCGAGGACCUCUCGUCCAGCACCGCCACCACCGGCCGCUCCGCCGCGAAGGGCAACCUUAGCCUCAAGUCACGUCUGGUGCACGGGUUCAAGAGCCUGUUCGGCCGGAGGCCAGGGAACGGUGUCGCGCUGCCGCCCGCGAGGAGUGAUGACGCCGGCACUGACGUCCGCGUCGGCGAGAAAGGCGCGUGUGCGUCAUGUCCACCGGAGCCGGAGGACGGCUACGACAAGGAGCUGCGCAAGGAGGAGUGGAGUGCUCGGCCUCACCGGAGGAACCUGUCCAUGGUGUGACCAGUCGAUGCACCGCGAGAAGCCGAGCGAUCAGCGGCAAACGGUGCACGCCGCAUACUUGUUGCGGGCUUUGGGGUGCUUAAUCAUGGCCGCACCAAAGAAUCAAGAACCCACGCACCCGUAACGAACAUUGUACCGCGCCGCUAGGCCCUCGCCAAACUAUCAUCAAAGAGAACCCUCUGGCUUGUCAA